AUGAAUUUCAAUAGAGGACCAAAGCCUAGUUUUAGCAUGCCUAAAUAAGUGGAAACUUUUAAAGAAGAAAAACCAUAUUCUUAUGUUGAAAUAGAAAGCACUGAUUGCUUUAGAAACGAAAAAAUUAUAAAAAAUGUCAAAUUUGCACCAACUAUUACUGUUUUUUUAAGAUUUCAAGAUGAAGACAUUAUAAAAUUCAAAGAUAGAUUAAGGAAAUAGAUUCAAUAGACUAAAGAAACCUUUAAUUUCAAUCCAUCACUAUAUGAACCAAAAUAGAAAGGAUAACUUAAGUCUUGUUUAAAAACCUUUUCUGAAUGGGAUUGUUGA
This is a messenger RNA of Paramecium pentaurelia, 327 nucleotides long. NCBI's taxonomy places the organism in Eukaryota, Ciliophora, Oligohymenophorea, Peniculida, Parameciidae. The record is from the annotation of a GenBank genome assembly.